This is a messenger RNA of Iphiclides podalirius (scarce swallowtail), 435 nucleotides long. The record is from the annotation of a GenBank genome assembly. NCBI's taxonomy places the organism in Eukaryota, Metazoa, Arthropoda, Insecta, Lepidoptera, Papilionidae.
AUGCUAGAUAGGUAUAUUGAUUCUGGGCGUCUCUUUGGACGAUUAGCGGUUGCGGGCUGGACGUGUCUCUCUGCUCCUGUAUCUCCGCUGGUGCUUCUUCUUUGUGAAUUGAUUGCAUCCGUCGAGAGAGCCAGCCGCCAAGAUGCCGGUGCCGAUCCAGGGCCGUUACUGUUGGGGGAAGAACGCGGAGCCGCAGCCUAUGAUGCCGACGCCGACGCCGGCGCCGAUGCAGAUGCCGACGCCGACGCCAACGCCGACACUGAAUCCGAUGGCGAUGGCAACCAACAUGGAGGUCGCUGGCCCAGAUCCGUGCCAGUUGGACGGCGUGGAGGCCUGCACUGUUCUCUUCAAUACAAUGCAGGUCGUUCCACGCAAGAAACGUCAAGGCGUUUUCAGGUGCUAGGCGCACCGCAUAAAUUAAACAGCAAUGAUUGU